Phycodurus eques (leafy seadragon) is the source of this 469-nucleotide messenger RNA. RefSeq names its product hypocretin (orexin) neuropeptide precursor (gene hcrt). The record is from RefSeq and is a predicted model, not a curated record. The transcript has a single exon. Gene Ontology annotation, biological process: feeding behavior; neuropeptide signaling pathway. Bases 95 to 448 code for a protein of 117 amino acids. NCBI's taxonomy places the organism in Eukaryota, Metazoa, Chordata, Actinopteri, Syngnathiformes, Syngnathidae.
AUUUUUCAUUUCAUUAUGUAUUGUUUGAGUCUCUUUCUUUCUUUGAAAAGAAAAAGAAAAUAUAUGUGAAAAUCCCGUAAAGUGUCCAUGCUUAAUGUGUGCACAUCAGCAGAAGGUGUUGGUUGUGGUGCUUGUGCUGGUACUGCUGCCCCACGAAGUUCGAUGCGACCCUCACAGCAUGCCCAGCGAGUGCUGCAGGCAGCAGAUGCGGGCAUGUCGCCUGCACCUGCUGCUGUGUCGCCCGGGCGCGGUCGGCGCCGGGCCGGCCGACUCCUCCGCCGGCAUCCUUACCUUGGGUAAGCGCACGGAAGACGACCGCGUCUUCAACAGCCGCCUGCAGCAGCUCCUGCACGAGUCCCGGAACCACGCGGCCGGCAUCCUCACCAUGGGCAGGAGGGCCCAGAGCCUGUGGGGGCCUCCCUCGGACGCCACGCCCUCACCUGUUUGAUGGGCUACAAGCAGGGGUGGA